GUGACCUCGGGCUUUCCCGGAACCCCUUCACCUCUCGGGGUCUGGGUUUCUCCACCUGUGAAAUCGAGGUCAUGCCAGCCCUGCCUGCCUCCCUCCCUGCCGCCCGCCUCCGGGGCGUGCGAGGAGGGCCGGAGGAGAUGAUGCAUGUGGACUUGCUUUGUAAAUGUCCCUGCGCUGAGAACACUGCAGCAUUUUGAUGGCUGUCUCAAAGGAUGGAAGGAGGCAGAGAGAGAGAGAGAGAGAGGGGCGGGUGGGGAAGAAGACCAGAGCCGUCACCAAGAAGGGUGAGCACGAGUCUGGCUUGCUCUGACCCCAGGCCCCCCUCUGGAUGGGGCGUGAGGUGAGGAGUAGAUAGCAAGCAGGCUUUUCUCCCCUCUGGAGAAAACCUCACCCCCUUUUCUGGGCCGCCCCUCAGGGUCUCCGUCACCCAACUCCAUGCUUCGAGUCCUGCGCGCUGCCCAGGCCUCUGCUGCUCGGCUGUCUGGCCUGCUGCUGCUGCCGCCAGUACAGCGCUUCUGUCUGGGGCCCAGCAAGUGGGGGGACCGGCCUCCUGGAGGAGGCCCCCAUGCAGGUCCCGUGCGGGGGCUGCAGCGGCUCCUGGAACAGGCGAGGAGCCCUGCGGAGCUGCUGCGCUGGCUGGGCCAGAACCCUACCAAGGUGCGGGCCCACCACUACCCUGUGGCGCUUCGCCGUCUGGGCCAGCUCUUGGGGUCUCAGCCACAGCCCCCUCCCGUGGAGCAGGCCACACUGCAGGACUUGAGUCAGCUCAUCAUCCGAAACUGCCCCUCCUUUGACAUUCACACCAUCCACGUGUGUCUGCACCUUGCAGCCUUACUUGGCUUCCCAUCUGAUGGGCCCCUGGUAUGUGCCCUGGAGCGGGAGCGAAGGUACCGCCUCCCUCCGAAGCCUCCCCCUCCUCUGCAGCCUGUCCUUCGUGGUGGGCAAAGGCUGGAAGCUGCUCUGAGCUGCCCCCAUUUCCUGCGGCAUCCACGGCAGCACCUCAUCCGAAGCCUGUCAGAUGCCAGGCCAGAGGAACUGACUCCCCAUGUGAUGGUGCUCCUGGCCCAGCACCUGGCCCGACACAGGUUGCGGGAACCCCAGCUUCUGGAAGCCAUUGCCCACUUCCUGGUGACCCAGGAAGCCCAGCUCAACAGCAAGGUGGUGCAGAAGCUGGUCCUGCCCUUUGGGCGGCUGAACUACUUUCCCCUGGAACAGCAGUUUAUGCCCUGCCUUGAAAGGAUCCUGGCUCGAGAAGCAGGGGUGGCCCCCCUAGCCACUGUCAACAUCUUGAUGUCACUGUGCCAGCUGCGGUGCCUGCCCUUCCGAGCCCUGCAGUUUGUCUUUUCCCCAGGUUUCAUCAACCACGUCAGUGGCACCCCUCAUGCCCUGAUUGUGCGGCGCUACCUCUCCCUGCUGGACACGGCCGUGGAGCUGGAGCUCCCAGGAUACCGGGGUCCGCGCCUUCCCCGAAGGCAGCAAGUGCCCAUCUUCCCCCAGCCGCUCAUCACCGACCGUGCCCGCUGCAAGUACAGUCACAAGGAUAUAGUGGCAGAGGGGCUGCGCCAGCUGCUGGGGGAGGAGAAAUACCGCCAAGACCUGACCGUGCCUCCAGGCUAUUGCACAGACUUCCUGCUGUGUGUCAGCAGCUCUGGUGCUGUGCUUCCCGUGAGGACCCAGGACCCUUUCCUACCGUACCCCCCCAGGUCUUGUCCCCGGGGCCAGGCUGCCUCUCAGCCCACUACCCGAGACCCUGUCCAAAGGGUGGUGCUGAUGCUGCGGGAACGCUGGCACUUCUGCCGGGAUGGCAGGGUGCUGCUGGGUUCACGGGCCCUGCGGGAACGGCACCUGGGGCUAAUGGGCUACCAGCUCCUGCCGCUACCCUUCGAGGAACUGGAGUCACAGAGAGGCCUGCCCCAGCUCAAGAGCUACCUGAGACAGAAGCUCCAAGCCUUGGGCCUCCGCUGGGGGCCUGAAGGGGGGUGAGGGGAUACACAUGGGGCUCACCAUUGCCCCCCUAUGGGGGGUGGACAAUUUGCACUUUGGCUCCCUCUGUGUUUGUUCAUUAAAGUCCCUUUCCUUCCCCUUC
Messenger RNA from Miniopterus natalensis, 2086 nucleotides. Lineage: Eukaryota; Metazoa; Chordata; Mammalia; Chiroptera; Miniopteridae. The record is from RefSeq and is a predicted model, not a curated record.